Molecule: messenger RNA, 4444 nt
Organism: Nyctereutes procyonoides (raccoon dog)
Lineage: Eukaryota; Metazoa; Chordata; Mammalia; Carnivora; Canidae
Gene: MICU3
Product: mitochondrial calcium uptake family member 3
Exons: 15
Coding region: 18-1619 (533 amino acids)
Biological process (GO): calcium import into the mitochondrion; mitochondrial calcium ion homeostasis
Cellular component (GO): uniplex complex
Molecular function (GO): calcium ion binding
Source: RefSeq, a predicted model, not a curated record
UGCGGGCAGCUCCCGCAAUGGCUGCGCUGCGGAGGCUCCUGUGGCCGCCGCCGCGGCUGCCGCCUCCGCCCUCCCCCCACCACCCCCUUCCCGGGCUGUGGGGGCGGCCUGCGGGGACGGCCCCGGGCCAGCCUGGCCGGCCCUUCUCCUGCCGGGAGGAGGAAGAGGGGGCUGUGGCGGAGGCGGCGUGGAGGCGGCGGAGGCGCUGGGGAGAGCUGAGCAUCGCGGCGGCGGCCGGCGGGGGUCUGGUCGGCCUUGUGUGCUACCAGCUGUACGGGGACCCGAGGGCCGACUCCGCGUGGGCGCCCGCCCCGGGGCGCGCCUCGGACAGCGCGGCCGCGGACCCGGAGGACCCGCCCCGCGCCCGGGGGCUGCUGCCCAUCCCGGUCGCGGCUGCCAAGGAAACGGUUGCUAUCAACAGAUCAGACAUUGAAGACUUAGACCUCUAUGCAACAUCUCGGGAAAGGAGAUUUCGUUUGUUUGCUUCUAUAGAAUGUGAAGGGCAGUUAUUCAUGACUCCAUAUGAUUUUAUUUUGGCUGUUACAACAGAUGAGCCCAAAUUUGUGAAAACAUGGAAGUCACUUACCAAACAGGAAUUAAAUCAAAUGCUCUCAGAAACACCACCAGUUUGGAAAGGAUCAUCAAAGCUUUUUCGUAAUCUUAAAGAAAAAGGUGUGAUUUCUUACACAGAAUAUCUUUUUCUUUUAUGUAUUUUAACAAAGCCACAUGCAGGUUUUAGAAUAGCUUUCAACAUGUUUGACACUGAUGGCAAUGAGAUGGUGGAUAAAAAGGAGUUUUUGGUGCUUCAAGAGAUAUUCAGGAAAAAAAAUGAGAAGAGAGAAACAAAAGGAGAUGAAGAAAAACGUGCAAUGCUGCGUCUUCAACUUUAUGGAUACCAUUCUCCUACUAAUAGUGUACUUAAAACAGAUGCUGAGGAACUUGUCUCCAGAAGCUAUUGGGAUACACUGAGACGUAAUACAAGCCAAGCACUCUUUUCAGACCUCGCAGAGCGUGCUGAUGACAUUACAAGUUUAGUAACAGAUACUACACUGCUUGUACACUUUUUUGGAAAGAAAGGAAAAGCUGAGCUCAACUUUGAAGAUUUUUAUAGAUUUAUGGAUAACCUUCAGACAGAAGUUCUAGAAAUAGAAUUCCUUUCCUACUCUAAUGGGAUGAACACUAUCAGUGAAGAAGAUUUUGCUCAUAUUCUUUUACGAUAUACAAAUGUGGAAAAUACAUCAGUAUUUUUGGAAAAUGUGCGUUACAGUAUACCUGAAGAAAAGGGUAUCACAUUUGAUGAAUUCAGAUCAUUUUUCCAGUUUUUGAACAACUUGGAAGACUUUGCAAUAGCCUUGAAUAUGUAUAAUUUUGCAAGUCGUUCUAUAGGACAAGAUGAAUUUAAGCGCGCUGUCUAUGUAGCUACUGGCCUCAAACUUUCACCACAUUUAGUGAAUACAGUCUUCAAGAUUUUUGACGUUGACAAAGAUGAUCAAUUAAGUUAUAAAGAAUUUAUUGGAAUUAUGAAAGACAGACUCCAUAGAGGAUUCCGGGGUUAUAAAACAGUGCAGAAGUAUCCCACUUUCAAAUCCUGUCUAAAGAAGGAACUUCAUAGCAGAUAAGUACUUAUAAAGCAGAGUUUUAACGAUUCUUAUCUACACGACAAUGGAAGAAGCACAAAUUUCAGAGAGUGGAAGCAGGUCUGAGAUCAGAACAUGUGGAAAUGAAGGAAAAGAUGAAAUGCUAAUUAUAAUUUUUCUUGACUGAACUCUUAAACAAAAGACAGAUAAAAUGCAUCUUCUCAUUAACUUUACAUGUUACAUGUUAUCAAGUUGAGCUUUUACCUUGAUUUACUGAAUUCUUUGUACUUUUUCAUUCCCUUCAGAAGUAUGUAGAUACUUCCAAUGACUAUAUAAGAAUGUAUUUUAAAUAUUUUUUUAUUUAUUAGAAAUUGCCUCAUUUUAAAAUACAAUGUGACUCCUGGAAUCUAGAUCAUUUAAAAAUUAACAGCAACAACAUAUUAUCUUUGGUUUUGAACUGUGAACUUAUUUUCAGAAAAUGAAUAUUCCUUGAGAUUUAUUUUAGGGCCUUUAGAAUUGUUUAUAAAUCCCCAUUAUUUCCAAGUUUUUAAUUACAUUAAGAUAGUUUUGAAAAACAAAUAGAAAUUAAGCCACUAUAUAAUACACUGUGAUGGUUUACAUUAUACUUUUACUUAUAAAAGUACUCAUUAUACAUUGUGUGAAUCAUAUAAAGUUUUUAAAAAGUUUUUGUUCAUUUACCAAAAUCAUCAGAAUGUUUGGUAUUCUUUUAUGUAUGCAGUAAAGAAAUUUAAAAUGUAGAUUCUUUUUUUCUCAAAAAAAGUCACAUCUUGAUGGUAGAAGCAGUAGCAUUUGUGGCAGCAUCCCUGUCCUUGCAAUUAUGGUCUUGAACAUGCUGCUGCUCCUCACUGCAGAUGGCAUAUGUUCAUGACACCAGUCAAAAUAGUCUCUUGCAGCUUUGCAACUUCCUGCAUAUUGUUAGUCUGUGAGUACUAUAAAAUGCAAAAAUAAAAUGGUUUAGAAGAGUGAUGUAUAUAUUUAAUAGAAUAUUUUGUUUCUUGUAAAAGGACCACAUGCAGAAGGGAUGCCAGACAGCCAGUAAUAAUGAAUAAUUUAAGAAUAAUUCAUUAUUUCAAAACAAUAUGACUUAAAGAGAAACUUUCUAGUGAGAAACAAAAUCAGACUUUCACAUGGAGAAAAUAAUUUGAUAGUACUUAAUGGAAGUCUGUUCAAUUAAAAAGUGUAAUUUAUAAAAGGAUACGGUGCAAAAAUAAGACUGAAUUUAAGUUAAUAUGUUUAUAUAUUAUAUGUAGAAGAUAAGUUCAUUUAUCUUCUUUUUUAAGAUGUAUUUAAUGUAAAUUGCACACACUCCAACUAUUACCUUGCUUUUGCAUAUAAAAAUAGGAAAUACUUUGUUUUUAUAAGUUAUUAAUGUGAAGUUGAUAGUUCCACAUCAGCCUAUUUAUAAAAAUAUUAUUUCCAAGAAAAAGUUACUAUUAGCAUUAAUGUAUUUGUUAAACUUUUUACAUUCUUUAUCUGGUAUUAUUUAUUACAUUGAUAUACAAUUAUAUGAUUCAUAGAUUUGAAGAUUCCAUAUAGUAUAAUAGUUUAAUUUCACCUGCUUUGAAGGUUGAUUCAAUUGACUAACUACAUGAAAAUGCCAAUCCACUCAUUUAACAUGACCACGGCCUGUUUUAUCUUGCACUGAAUGUUCUCGAUAGUAAUUAUUUGAUAUCCAGAAUAAUUUUUAAAAUGCAAUUUACUUUUAUCUUUGACUAUAAGCUAUAUUAUCUUGCCUACGUGGAGAAAUUGCUAUUGAGAACAGCUCUAUAAAUAUAGAUUUAAAAAUGAAUUAUUUCACUAAAAUUCUUCAUAAUUCUGUCAGUCUCCCAAGGUAUCCUACAUAUGCAGUCUUUAUUGCUUUUCAGUGUAAAUGAAUUUUCCUUUACUUAUAAGGCUGCAGCAUAAUACUAAAAUGGGAAUAAAUAAAAUAUUCUGAUUAAAUGAAAAAAGUAGUAAAUUACAGUCCCUCUGUAUUAUCACUGUUGAACUCUAUCAUCUAUAAAAUGGGAGGUAAAAACAUCUCCCUGGAUUUUUGUUUACAUCAAUUAAAAAACUGUUAAUGCUCUGAAAAUAGUAACAGACUAAAUGUAUGCUGUUAUCCUCAGUAUUUCCUUCUACAAAUUAUUCUUUGGAAACAUGAAGCUAUAGAUAAAUUUUAGUAUCAUACUUUACAGAAAAUCUACAUCCCAAAAGGUUUUUGCUAUUUCUCAGGAUCAUUUCAUAUUUAGAAAUUCAUUUAACUUAAGUCCCAAUUUAUUGUUUUUAUUAUAAUAUAUAAUUGUAAAAUAACAAAGUGUUGUACAUUCUUAUAUUAUCUUAAAAUAAAUAUACCUGCCCUUGAACUAAGAAACUUAUUAGUACUUUGUUUUAUGUAUAUCUGUGGACUACUGUCUUUCUGAAAAAUGUCAGCUUUGAACUUUGAAAAUUUUUGUUGAUAACCAAACCGACAUUGAUUUUAGACCUUCUGGUAUGGCAAUACAUGCCAAUGAGAUUAAUCUCACCAGUAUUUUAGUAGGUGUAAAUAAAUAAAUCACAGAGCCAUAAAGCUUCUCAAAGUGUAUAAUAGGAAUUCAUAUAUUGUAGAAUUAUAGUCAUAGGUACUGGAAAGCUUCUCAGGAAGCUUCAUGUGACUUAAUGAAGUAUCAAUUUUGCUUUACAGAACUGAGUGUUUAAAUGUCUUAAAGUGAUUAAACCAACACUACUAAUGUUGGUACGUGGUAGACCUCAUUUUACUAAGACAACUCCUAUUCUUUUAUAGCCAUAAAUUAACAUUUAACAUAGUGCUUUUACUUCCAUUGGCUGUAAAAAUAUGAAUUGUGUAAUAUUCACUAAGUAUUAAAUAAAAA